Messenger RNA from Iphiclides podalirius (scarce swallowtail), 426 nucleotides. The record is from the annotation of a GenBank genome assembly. NCBI's taxonomy places the organism in Eukaryota, Metazoa, Arthropoda, Insecta, Lepidoptera, Papilionidae.
AUGAUUAAAGUUGCAGUAAUUGUCCUGAAUCUGUUUGGCUUCAUAUGCGUACAGUCGUCUGCGUUCUGGUUUCACGGGAGCGGAGUUUACUUCAACGUCGUAGCCCACAUAGGGCUCUGGUUCUCCGCAAUUAUGCUGCUGCUAUACCUGUUCCAUGUUGUUGAGAAAUACCAUAAAUUGAAAUGGCUGAAGAUCGAGAUGGUGGCGUGCGGCGCGAUCGCUUUCCUUUACCUAAUCGCGUCCACGAUCGUAGUGGCUUUCGGCUCCGCAGCAUAUUCAGCCGCCGGGUUCUUCGGCUACCUGGCGAUGGUGCUGUACGGGUUCGACGCGUUUGCGAAGGGGCGCGCGUGGCGGGGCGGGGAGCCGGCGCAGGGGAACAGAGUCGUGGCCAAGCAGAGCCACGUGGCCCCGCCGCCCGCGCUGCCC